Messenger RNA from Etheostoma spectabile (orangethroat darter), 1899 nucleotides. RefSeq lists its product as uncharacterized. Gene Ontology annotation, molecular function: GTP binding. The record is from RefSeq and is a predicted model, not a curated record. NCBI's taxonomy places the organism in Eukaryota, Metazoa, Chordata, Actinopteri, Perciformes, Percidae. The transcript is spliced from 4 exons. Bases 158 to 1807 code for a protein of 549 amino acids.
CUGCCUCCUCAGCAUCACAGACCAACAACACAGACGUUGUCCGUAGUUGCUGCGUCACCGAGCUUCAGGACCUCCAGAUACAUUUCAGUGACCCGGACUUUAAAAACCCAGAAAACUUACACGGUGCUCCAUCCCCAACUCCUGGGAAGCUGUUACCAUGGCAAAGAACACAUCCUAUUUGAAUUACACGGAUGUCAUUUCCAAAAGUGUUGUGAUUCCUUCAGCAUCUCCUACUCUCUACCAGCUGAAACCAAAGAAAGAAGACAUUCAACCUUUGAGAACAAAAGAAGACAACAUUGGAUCUCUAAGAAGAAUGACUCUUGGUGAAAAAGAUCCAAACAAGAAUAACAAAACCAUCUUACUUGUUGGUGAAACAGGAGCAGGAAAAUCUACUCUGAUCAACGCUCUGGUCAACUACGCCCUGGGAGUGGAGUGGGAGGACGAUGUCUGGUUUAAGAUAGUAGAAGAAGAGAAGAGAAGUCAAGUUACAAGUCAGAAGUCAGAGGUGAUCGUGUACCAGAUCUUUGGUUUUGAAAAUAAACCUCUGCCCUACUCUCUGACCAUCAUCGAUACUCCUGGAUACGGAAGCACUGAUGGGAUCGGUCAAGAUGACAUCAUCAGUCAAAGAUUAUUUGACUUGUUUCAGUCAGACGAUGGAGUUCAUGAGAUUGAUGCAGUGGGUCUGGUGAUGAAAGCGAGUGAGAUUCGACUGAACGACCGACUGAGGUACAUCUUUGACUCAGUGGUGUCUCUGUUUGGAAAAGACAUGGAGAAGAACAUUGUCGCUCUCAUCACACACUCAAAUGGUGUGACACCUAAAAAUGCUUUGGAAGCUCUAAAUGCUGCGAUGAUUAAAUGUGCCAGAAAUGAGAAGAAUCAGCCUGUUCACUUCCUGUUUAAUAACUGCCAACAUGAAGACAGGACAGAGGACAUAAGAGCCCUUAAACAUGCAGAUGAAAUAACAACAGAGGCAUUGAGUCAGUUCACAGACCUGUUGGGAAAAAAUGCACCUCAAAAGCUGGAGAAAACGGUGGGCGUUCUGGAGGAACGAAUUAAACUGACAACCUGCAUCCAAAACCUGCAACACAGAACUGAGUUGAUAGAUCUAAAGCAAACAGAGAUCCAACAGACUCAGGAAGCUCUGAAGAAACAUGAAGAAGAGAUGAAGAACAAUGAGAAGUUCACUGUAGAAGUUGAUGAGGUCUACAAAGAUAAAGAACCUAUUGAUGGUGGGAUGUGGUGCUUGGUGUUCUAUGAAGCAGCAACCUGCUGUACUGUCUGUGAGGAGAACUGUCACUAUCCUGGAUGCACUAUGGCCUGGAAACCAGGACACUGUGAGGUCAUGAAAGAUGGCCGCUGCACUUCAUGUCCCGGGAAGUGUCCUGCAUCAGAUCAUGUGAAAGAAAACUGGAAGUAUGUGAACAAGACAAGAAAAGUUCCAAAAACUCUAGAAGAUGUGAAAGCAAAGUAUGAAAAGAAUAAAGAAGAGAGUGAGAAGAAAGAGAGCCUUUUAAAAACUCUUCAGAAAGAGAUGGAAACCCUGGAAGCAAAGAAAACAGCUUUGGUGGAUGAAGCCUACCAGCAUGUUGUCAAACUGGAUCAGAUCGCCCUGAAGGUUGAUGCAGCGUCCACUCAGGUCCACUUGGACUUCCUGAUUGAGAAGAUGAAGGAGAAAGGAGACACAGAGAAGGAGAAGAAACUGGAAGAGAUGAAAUGUCAAAUUGAUAAUGAAGAAGGAAUCCAAGCAGCGAUGUGCUACGGGUUAAGUAAACUAACAUCAGCUGGUAAAGCAAAGCAGAAGAACUAGAACCACUGAGAGGAGACCGCUGGGUAGAGAGCAAGGCCUACACUGAUGAUCACAUGUCUUCCAUUAUAGUUCUAUAAAGUGUGAUGCUGAUU